UCACCUCAAGUGAUGUCACUUGACAUUUACACAUUUCAAACUAAGGAAAAAGUCCCAGGGUGUGUCUCUGGAGUGACAAGACGUAGAUGGGCUGACCUUUGUAGACCCUUUCUUGUUUAAGGCUUGAACGUCAAAACACUGACAGCCUCUAACACACUUAAAUCUCUUAACUGUUUUGUGGUACAGGUGAUGUGGGUGCCAAACUGAAGUGUAAGACAAAUGCCCACUGUGUUAGUAAUGCCUGUGUGUAGUAGUGUACUGUCUCCAUGUAGUAUGAGUAAAAGAUAAUUUAUCUGGCUAUGCGGAGUUUGUUUUUAUACCCUUAUUUCCCAUGAAGUGAGAACUUUAGGUAGGCCUGGACCAGGGCCGGAGUGGGACACAUUUUCAGCCCUGGAGUUUCAGACCCCAGACCGGCCCACUUAACGAAUUAUUAUUAAAAUCAUGUUAGAACUUUAUAUGUAUAGUCUACAAAAGCACACUACUCGGUAAAGCCUUGUAAUUCAGUGCAAGAAAGAGUUGCUUUACAAUGUAGGUUUAUUUGAACAUCAGUGCACAUCUCCAACAUUGUUCUUUACAACACAUUCUCUAACAAUAUAACAAUCUACCUUCUGUUCAAACUGCUGUUCUGAGAUUUUCAAACCUUUAAAAUGAAAUGACUCAGCACUCCCUUUCACACUUUUUCCAGUUUCCCUAGACUCACCUGCACACAAUUAAAAUAAUCAUCUGUAAAGCUUUAACACAUUUGAUAUGGAAAACACAUUUUUUGUAACCAAUUAAAAUAUUUUCUAUGGCAAAAUAUGCAGGCUUAUUUCAUUUUACUUUCAUUCUAAUAGCGAUCUGUUGUGGGCUUUGUGCAUUUACUAAUAAAAAUACAACAGGUCACUACUAUUAUUUGGACAUUAAAAUUAUUAUAAUGAAACUGAUGUUUGCACAUGAGUUGGCUCACCUUCUAUCCCAACAGGAGCAAUACCCUCACUGCUGGCUCCUGGCUCUUCUUCUGACACUACAUUGUGUGAAAAUGGUCACAAUUCAGCAUUAAUUUUCCUUUUUUACAUGCUUUCUGAUCAAUGCUGAAUCAUCUAGCAUUUUAGGACACUUUCAUAUAGAGCCAGGCUACACAAAUAGCCUUCAUCAUAUUAAUUUUAAUAAUAUUCAGUUCACUGACUCAGUAAGUAAUCCUACCUGUACAUGUCCGCUCUGGAACGGUGAGUUUCUGCCUGGUGCUUAUUAGGCCUACUGGAUCUUGUGUUUGACCCUGAGGGGCUACAAGACAGUUUGGUGGCUUCAGUCACAUCAUACUGUUAACUAUAUUACAUAACGUUAUGUCAUGACGCCAUAUAAUUCAUUAUUGAUGCUUAAUUAACUUGAAUGGUGAUUUGCAGCCGGUAAAGUUUAACAUCUUGACUUGCCUUACCCGUUUUAUCUUCAUUUGAAGUUAAAGACCGCAAGCUUGUUUGAGAAAAAAAGGUGCUCAUUUUUGCACAUUUAGCUGCAUCUGUUUCCAGCGCUUUCCUCUUUUUAAUUCUUGCCUUCUCCGCGCCACCCUUGCUCUCUCUACUUUCCAUCUUUCCGUCAACUGCGUGGUCACGUGGUGCGCACAGGCGCAUACGGGGGAAAAAGAAAAAAAAAAACGAGCUGCAGCCUGCAGGUAGAGACAGCCGGGAGGAGCGUAUGAGAUCAGCCCGGCGGCCUCAGUGCCAUGACUGAACACCGGCACCAAAAAAUAAAAAUAAAAUGAUAAAAAACAAAAACGAGAGCACCGGCCCAUGCGGCCCAAACAUCGCGCGGCCCACCGGGAAUUCUCCAGACCCUCCCGAUUAGCCACUCCGGGCCUGGCCUGGACUAUAUAGAAAAUAGUAUAUCAAUACUUUUUUCCCAUAUUGAUCGAUAUAUAAAAUUAUUGAAAAUAAUUUUUUUUAAUUAUAGAAUAUAUAUUUACGUGCAUCCCUGGCCAUAUUAUUUUUGGUAUUUUUACUUUUUCUCCGCCUCUUCCCGCUGCAACAUCUUGCUGCCUCGUGCUCUGUUUUGGUUUUAGAGGGGAGGGCCUGGUGACAUAGCGUGCCCUAAUCUGGUUUUGAUUGGUUAGGAGUAAGUAGUGAGUCUAGUUUGCUGCUACCUGAUAGGUUAUGAUUAAACAAAAGGAAACUUUUUUUUUUAUCAAAGUUUUAUCAACCCAUUUUUUUCCUGUCGCACCACAUGUCUGUCGAUAGACAUAUUGAACUAUUGAAUUGCCGUCCAGCCCAGCUUUUAAAGAGCAAGUCAACCCCUACAAGAAAUUCACUCCACUCCCACUUCAUGUUUGAAAAAUGCAACAAAUUAUGUUGCCUGGCAGACCGAGAGGGCGGAGCCACUAACAAAUACACACAAACAGGCUCACAACGGCAUUGUGACAUAAUGUACCGGGCCGGCUAUUGCCACAGUGUACCUCUUAGCCAAUAGCGGUGGCAAAUUUAAAUUCAAAUGUAGUGCAGAGUUUUUACCUGACGAUGGCGCAGCACUGACAGUUUUAGGCAGAAUAUUAAAAUUUUAACAAAGAUGCACUAAAGUGCCAAAUUGUUGACUACACGUGUCUAUUGCACGAUUAGACACUCAUUUAUAUUUUAUCAGCAAAAAAAGUUAAUUUGGGGGUGACUUGCGCUUUAAGUGUUACAGAGAAGUGUGAUAUCAGUAGUAGAAUGUUCUUUUUGGAUUACGGCAACAAUCUGUUGUUGGGAUUCUUUCCAGUAUUUAUUUAAACUAUCUUGAGUUCAGUUUGAAAUUCUGAACCAAACUGUUAUUGUGAAAAAACCUGAGUCAUCCCAACACCUGCUUUGUUUCUUUAACUAAUGCAGAUAGAGGUGUAACUUGACUGUGCAUGUUUGCAUUCUGUUUUAAACCUUGGCACCAAUACUGAAGGAGAAACCUGUUCGACAUCCAAACGAUGAUAGGGCACAUUGUUCUCACAGAUAUUACCCUAUUAUCCUGGUGAUUUCUUUGCCCUUUAUCAAAUUAUCUUAACUGCCGAGUCAUGGGAAUGUUUUUAAGGUUACAUAAUAACUUUCUAUUAUUAUUGUAUAACUAUUGAUAACAAAUUCAACAUAAAGCAACCUUGUUUUCUGUCAUUUUUAUGUUUCCUGUCAGCGACUUAGUGAUCCAGCAGGCACAGUGGAAUCAUUAUUCUUCAUAUUCCCAAAAGGAAAAGAAAAAAGAAAAAAACUGUUGAAUUCCUGUUAAUAAGUCAUCUUAAUACUUUUAUUGGUCCCCCUACUCUCACAACAGAGUCAGUGUAUGAGCUUCUUCCCAGAGAGCUGCAGGCCUUCACUCCAUCAGAGUCCAGAAGUCAUGAGUCAAAAGAGUGAUGGAGAGGCAGGGCCUCUCCCCUCAGCUCUUCUAGCAUCAGAUGCCAUGUCCACUUCUCUGACCAAGGAAGGGCCUCGCAGUGCUUUUUCCACUUCUACCAGCACUAGCAUGCAUUCCAGCACUUUACCCAGUGACCAGAACCCAUUUGACAACAGAAAUGUUGAUCCAGAGGACAUCAGGAGCAGCAGAGUUGUACCAGAGAUGGCUGGAGCGGACGGUGGGAAUGGGAAAAGCAGCAACAGUGGAAAUGGCAAAGGCAGCGGAGAGGUUGGAGGUGGAAGGGUUGCUACAUCCCUGGACAGCCAACUGCAUCAUCAGCUGACCCCAUCCAAGCGCCACACCAUUCUGAAUAUCUCCCCGCCUCCACAUGACCUGUUUGAUGACAGCCACAUGUCCUGCCAAGAUCCGGCGCCCCAGGACUUAGAGCAAAGCAACAGCAUCUGGAUGGAAGACUCUGUGUCCAACUUCAGCAAUAUGAGCACUUCCUCUUACAACGACAACACAGAGGUGCCACGAAAGUCCCGCAAGCGUACCCCUCGCCAAAGACCGGGCCCUAAGUCUGUGUCUUCUGCAAAGACCAACAUGGACGUGUUUGAUGCAGACAGCGCCAAAGGUCCACACUUUGUUCUGUCACAACUCGGCCCCGACAGCAAAGCUGGAAUGAAAGGAAGCUCUGAUGAUACUAAGACAACUAAUCAGAAAAGAGGAACCCUUUCAAUGCACUUCCCACCGAAAUGUGAGGGGAAGGAGCUUAAAAUCCUCAUCCAGCCCGAGACCCAGCACCGUGCUCGCUACUUAACUGAAGGUAGCAGGGGAUCUGUAAAGGAUCGCACCCAGCAGGGCUUUCCUACUAUAAAGCUGGAAGGCGUAAACGAGCACGUGGUCUUGCAGGUGUUUGUGGGCAACGAUGCUGGACGUGUGAAGCCUCAUGGAUUUUAUCAAGCUUGCAGAGUAACUGGUCGCAACACCACAGCCUGCAAGGAGGUUAACAUUGACGGCACAACUGUCAUCGAGGUCCCCCUUGAGCCAAGCACCAACAUGACACUAUCGGUUGACUGCGUUGGGAUCUUGAAGCUUCGUAACGCUGACGUUGAGGCUCGCAUUGGUGUGGCGGGGUCAAAGAAGAAAAGCACGCGUGCUCGACUGGUGUUUCGAGUCAACAUUCCUCGUUCAGAUGGAUCAGUGCUCACACUACAGACUCCCUCUUCUCCAAUUUUGUGUACUCAGCCUGCAGGACUGCCUGAGAUACUGAAGAAGUCACUACACAGUUGCACAGUGAGAGGUGGAGAAGAAGUCUUUAUCAUUGGCAAGAACUUUUUGAAAGACACUAAAGUCGUAUUCCAAGAAAACAUCUCUGACGAGCAGUCGUGGAAGGCAGAGGCUGAAAUUGACAUGGAGUUGUUUCACCAGAAUCACCUGAUAGUGAAAGUACCCCCAUAUCAGAAACAAGCUAUCAGCGGUCCGGUGUGUGUGGGUGUCUAUGUGGUGACAAAUGCUGGGCGGUCCCAUGAUGUUCAGCCAUUUACAUACACUCCAGAUGCAGACACUCAUGCAGUGAAAAAGGAUGUUCCAGUGAAACAGGAGGUGCCCUCUCCAGUGAAGAAUUGUACUUUUGAUGACAUUAAAGUUGUAGACAGUGCCUUGAUGCCUUCCAUGUUGCCUUUAGUGAAGAGGGAAGAAAUCACUCCAAUGGAGGUGACAAGCAACCUUCAGUCCUCUGGAGUGUUUGAGCAGAAUGGUGGCCUCUGUUCAGCCCAGGAAAACUCUGAUUUAACAUCAGCAAAUUUAAAUGAAGACCUAGUGUUCAACAAUAUCCUGUCCCAGCCUGCAGGUGAUGCUGAUGAAGCCCAGGUUCCCACCUUUGCCAACGCUGAGCCUUUAACCACCAUCCAGAAGCAGGACAUUGCUGUUAGCAGCUCUUACUCCUUGCCUUCAGAGUCACUGCUCCCCCAGGGCCCACAGCAGUUCCUUCUAGAGCCCAGAGAAGGUCUCAUGCGGGAGAGGUCAGGUAGCAACUCAGCACGGCUGUGUGCAGAACCUGCCCCCCAAGAGCAGCAGAUGCCGCUGUUCCCUCCAGAUGAAGUAGCUCAGCUGGAGGAGGCUGUGAGACAACUUAAAGCUAAAGGACUCUGUGGCCUAACGCUGCAGUCUGACAACUCUAUAACCAAGCAGCAGCAGCAACAGCACAUCCAGCACCAACAGCAGAUCCAAAAUCAGCAAAUUCAGCAACAUUCAGUUUUAGAGAAUUUGCAGCUUUUCCAGUCUCAGAUCCAGAUGCAGUGUGGCAUGUUUCAGGAUGCAUCCCAGGCUAAAAGCUCAGAGCAUCAAAGUUCACCUCAAGGAGUGGUGACAAACCAGGCAUCACUUUUUCCAUCAGAGCAGCCAUCACCACAAAAUCAGCAACAGCAACAAGCAGCUCUUUUCCAGCAGGCAAACGAUCUUUGUUCUAUGCAGACUGGAUUCCUGCAGCAGACCCCCACGCCAGCUCCCAUGUUCCACAAUCCCAGCCCUUUGUCUGAGACACAAAAUCCACAGGGGGCUCUGUUCCAGAAAGCGACCCAAGAACAGGUCCAGGCUGCUAUUUUCCAAAACACCAUGACUGUACUACAGUCUCCAGAGCAACAACCCUCAAACCCAGGACUUUAUCUGCCCCCAGCUUCUCUUCCAACUCAACUUUCAGGUGGUAAUUCUCAACAGCAGCAGCAGCAACAGCUGGCCUUUCUAAAUGCUCUGCAGUCUUCUUCCCCUGAGCCACAAUCGGUGUUUCAGACUGAUUGUGGUGCUGCAAAUGUUAGCAAUCUACAAAUGGGGGCCCAGAUGUCCCCCAUCCAACAAGGAAGCCCCAUGGAACAGCAACAGCCCCUCCAGCCUCCACCACAACCAGCCCAGCAGACAUCCCUUUUCCAGACCAUGUCCCCACAUUCAUCUCCAAACACGCUCCCUCCAGGCCAACAGCAGCAACCUGGACUAAUGUUUUGCACCAAUAGUUUGUCCACACCACCCCAGGCCUCCAACCUCCUGUUCCCCAGUCAAGGCCAAAUGCCUCCUAUGACGAGCAGCAGUUUAGUUUCACAGGAGUCUCAGAACCCCUCCCUACUCUUCUCCCAAGCCAGCAUGGUCACAGUAGACCAGCAGAACCGCCCUGAGCCCAUGGCCUUAGGGAACCCUGCUGAUCCACAGCAGCAGGUCAUGUUUCAGGAGCAACAGCCAAUGAUGUUGGUUAGCGGCGCUAACAAUGGACAAGAAGAGUCUGUUGGCCUCUUCAUACCUCAGUCCAAUAUGGCCUCUCUGCAGGGGGAACUGGCCGCUCAGGAGCUUGCACAGUCAGCCAUGUUUGCCUCACAGAAUAGUGUAGCCAACCUCCAGACAACCACCACCUCCCCUGUCCAACAACCAGGAAGUCUGUUUCAGCACACUGUUAAUGGAAACAUCAGUCAGCCCAGCCAGCCUCGGCAGCCAGGCCUCUUCCUUUUUGGGAUUCAGAAUGAAUGUGGCCAGAUGAUGAAUGCUCCGGGAAACACUGUUUCAGAUCAGAUAAUAGCUAUUAGUCAGUCUGAUCAGCGGGAGAGUGAGGCACGCAUCCAGACCCUGCUCAACCAGUCCAUGAAUCAGACCGGGACGGUGCAGAGCAACAUGUCUGCCCCUCAGAACAUGGACAAGAUGGAUGACCUGCUGGUCAGCUUCCAGGAGUCUGGCAGCAACUUAACACGUUCAUACUGAAGAAAUAUGAAAUAAUUGUCCUCACAGAGGUCCAAAGGUUAUCUGUAAAUUUUACAAGUGACUUAAUUUUGCAUCAUGCACUCAUAAUUGGUCACUUAAGGGUUUUUUUCUUUUUCAAAGUUGUCCUUGUAUUUAAACAGAACCGUGAAGCAGAUCAUAACAUUUAAACCACCAGUUUACAUAUAAAUACCAAUGAGGGUAGUUUUCUAAAUGUAGAUAAGUAAAGCAGGAAUUCUGCAGCUUGACCAUGGAAGAAGCGGACAUCUCUUGGUUAUACUUGAUGUACUCCAUUAGUAAAACUCUGGUGAGAAUGGUGACUCCGGGUGAGUCUUAAGCAGAGAAAUGGAAUCCAGCCUUUUUUAUUUAUCUUCCCCUCCUGAAAGACUACUAACUUUCCAGGCCUGCUGUUUCAAUAACUUCAUUUAAAACUGUAAAUAGUUUGUUUAUGAUGCUCCAUUAAGUAUCUUCUAUUUUAAUGUUUUCUUUAGUGUCCUGCAAAGAGAUUAGUUGUUUUUAUAAUCAGUGCUCUGUGACUUCUUUGUUUGUUAGAAAGAUGGGACCAUAGCAGAUAAAUUUAGAUAUUGUACUUUUAGUGAAGACAGUUACUUUUGACAGAAAGUUUAUUAAAAAAACCUAGAGGUGCAGAAUUUUAGAAUUGCUUUUAAAAUGAACAUAAAGUGAGUUAUUUCCUUAUUUGAGAUGCCGACUUGAAGCUGAAAACCAUUUUUAUACAUUAUUAUUUUAAAAGAAACACUUUGAUUUAUUUUAUGACUAUGCAUAGGAGCUCAAUACAUGAUUUUACAAAGGUUUUGUUGCACACAUUGCUUCCUACAAGCAAUCAUGCAACUAGUAAUUCAAAAACACAUUACAUCUGAUUAAAUCAAAAAUACACAUUAUACUCAUAUAGUCCUUUUUUCUUUUACUUUUUUUAAACUCCCAGUGUAGUAGUACAUGCACUCAGAAUAGAUUAUCAUCAGUCUGUUCUGUUUUUUAUUUUUAAUUUUUGGAUUAAAUAAGUAGCAGAUUUAUUGUUGCCUUCAUGUCAGCCACGCUAAAAUUAGGGUAGUGUUCUUAAAUCAACUAGGAAGGAGGCUGCUCACUUGAUUUGUAAUUUUAAUGAAUUUAGUGACCGCUAAUGAGAGGAAGUAUUUUAUCUGGAUUAUUUUAACAAGCAGAAAUAGAGCUCAUUAUGCAUAUUUUCCUAGACCAAAGAUGAUCUCGACUCUUUGAAUUGAUCCCAGUUUGAUGCCAAUCCUUUGGCUUCUGGUUUGACUGUAUUGAAAAAAUGCAGAUGUAGUUCUGGAUUGUGACCCUUUGCACACUUUUAUUUCUGUGUCCCAAGCCCCAGCAAAACAAAAUAAGGUGUAGUUUUAUCUGUGAAUGCACAAACAAGGGUCUGAUUUCUCAUGCUGAUAGAAAUGAGCUCUUUUUAUAUGUCCUGAUGUUGCUUUGUUCCCUAAUGUACAUAGAAAUAUAAAUUCAUUAACACCGUUACAUUUUAUACUCACUUUAAAAUGCAAAUGAGCCGCUGCUUUGUGGUGGUGACGCAAACUUGACUAAUGUGAUUUGUGGAAAAAUGAACGCGGCAGGAGCAGUUUGAAUGUUUUUUGUUUGUUAAAGGGACCUACUCCUGAAGGAACCAUGACUUGAUAAGAGAGAGAAGAGCAUUUUGAGGCAGGCUUUGUCAACUUGUGAAAUAGAAGAAUGAAUGUUUCCAUGUAGAAUAUUUAAGAUGUAUUUGCUUUUUGUUUGUAGAAAGACUUUUAUUAUAAAUAUGUAUAUUUCUUUUUUAUUGGUGUAGUGUCUAUGCUUCUUUUAAGAGGAAUAUAUCUAAUUUAUUUCCACGUUGCUUGAUCUCAAAGUUGUUUCCUUCUGUAACUGUUCUGGUGACGAUAAUGUGAGCUGCCCCGUCGUAUGCCGAUCCCUUAACCCGUUCCACCUCAGAGACCCCCACACUUGGACCAGGCUUUUGUCUGAGUGGCACAUUCAGCCUGGUCCUCUCAUGACUAAAACCAGUGUCACAUUACUGAACUUUUGUUUUUGUUAAAUCCAGUUGCAGCUCAGACUUUUUAGAAACGGUUGAGUGACUAGUGUUUGUUCGUAAUGUAGAUUUGCUCUUUAAUUAUUUUUUUCAAGAAAUAGAAGAAGAUUGGUACGGAUUGUAAUUCUCCGAAAUUCCCAUCCUUUGAGGCUAAACUUGUUCAAGUUGGGCUCACUAUUUUGCAGCUGUUACUAAAAUUGGGACUGUGUCUCAGGUGGAGAAUAAAGGGUUAAAGGUGGUGUCUGUAUGCGAUUAUGAAAAGAGUGAAACUCUUUGAAUGACAUACAAAAUACUGUGCACGGUUACAUCUGUAGCUAAAUAUAUAUAAAUAUAUAACAUCUGAAUGUAUGCAUAACCUGAAUGUCUUUUUGUGACCAAACAACUUUUGUCAUCGCAGCAAAGUGACGCCACGCUGUCUCACCAAGUAAUGUCAGUAUUCAGUAUGAAUGUACUGCUCAGUUUGUGAAAAAAUAAAAAACAAUGGGUGGGAAAAUCUCCCUUACAUCCAGAAUGUUGCAGCUGCACGUUCUGAGGAGGUAGUUACAUUUUUGGAAUUACAGUUUCCUCAUUUGUGUCUUUUGCAAGUGGAAGUAGAGAUCUGAAAUGCGCGGCUGAUUUUACAGUCGUUAACUAUAUGGAAAAGAGGGAGAUUUUUGUCAAAGUUCUCAUCAUUUCUAUCUGUCUUAUUUGCUGUUGAAGUAGAUGUGAGUUUUCUGUAGACGUUCAACAUUUUAAACUAAAACCAGCAAAAUGAGUCACAGCUAUUGGAAGCGAUUGCACACUGAACCAGAAGUGAUGUUAUUUUAGCAGCCAGAUUAAUGAUGGAACCAUUGUUGGAAAAUCUUCAAGUUCUCAAUUUACCUUUUAAGCCAUAACACAGAAAGUGUUCAACAAUGGUUGACGGAUAAAUGUGGUUGUUUUUGAUAAAUUUGUUGGGCAAUUUCUGACAUCUGGUCUCUACUUCAAUAUUCACAUGGCAUUUAUGUUUGUGAACAUAUAUAUGCAGACAGAUUUCUCUUCAAACUGCUGUGCAGCAAAUGUAUAUCUUUUUAAAUUUGUAUUUUUUCUAUAUUUAUCCCUUUAUGUUUUAACUACAAAGAAAAUCUUAAAACAAUCUUUCUAUUAACCUAUUCAUGUCUUGGAAACAUAUUUCCCCAGCUACGAUCAAAGUUUCUUUGUUGUCUUAUUUCCCAUCUUGCAAUAGGAUUUAUUUAAGAGUGUGCGACAGUUAAUGUUUACUAGAGGAGUGGUUCCAACAUCUGAUUGAUUGAUCUCUUAAAUUGUCAACUCACAUAUUUUUUUAAACAUUCAAAUCAGUAAAAUCAAUGCACACUAGAUUAUGUGUUUUAGGAAUUAUGGAUUACAUACAUUUUCUGAAUAUUUGUUUUUGUAAUGUUUGGAUGCUUGAACUCAAGACCUUAUAAAAAGUCAUCAAAUCAGUUCUAAUCACUCUUCUGGUCAACAGCUAUUGGGGGAAAAUUGGGAUUUUCUUAUUAAAUAUCUACGCAACUCUCAAAGCAGUCAUCCACCAUGAGAGAAAGUUCUAUAAAUAUUUGUAUUUUAUGUAGUUACUUUUUAUUUUCUUGCAAUGUUUUUGUAAACCUGUUGCGAUUUAUGAAUAAACUAAUAUACCUGAAA
This is a messenger RNA of Nothobranchius furzeri (turquoise killifish), 10738 nucleotides long. RefSeq names its product nuclear factor of activated T cells 5b (gene nfat5b). Gene Ontology annotation, cellular component: transcription regulator complex. Lineage: Eukaryota; Metazoa; Chordata; Actinopteri; Cyprinodontiformes; Nothobranchiidae. The record is from RefSeq and is a predicted model, not a curated record. Gene Ontology annotation, molecular function: transcription factor binding; RNA polymerase II cis-regulatory region sequence-specific DNA binding; DNA-binding transcription factor activity, RNA polymerase II-specific. Gene Ontology annotation, biological process: calcineurin-NFAT signaling cascade; cytokine production; regulation of transcription by RNA polymerase II.